UUUCAGCCAGAGGUUUAACUUUUGGAGAUUCUCCAUCUUUGAUUGACUCCUUACUAACUCAAAGAUUUUUGGUAAUUACAGCGGUUGUCUGUUCUGCAGUUAUUGAAAACCAUUCAUUGUCUCAGUAUGCAUUCAUUCAGUCACUUUAAUCCAACUGUAGUUUGUUUGCCUAUAAGUCUGGUUCGUUGGGGGAGAUGUGAAUGUGUUAUCAGCCAAAAAAGCAAAUUUUAAAGUUGUUUUCACACCAGGUAGUCUGGGUAGUCCGGGAGAUUCGGUACAAUUUGGGACCAAAGUUGCAACAUUUGUUAAAUUGAUGUGAUUCUCUUGUGUCAAACCAACCAAAGCAAAUAAGAAACCUGUUCCCCUCCUCGCCUGUGGGGGCGCUACACCAAGAUCCACUGAAUGAAAGAACACAAAAACCUCCGAGUGCAACUUCCUUCUUCAUGAAAUGUAAGCAAAAAUGGCGUUUGUAGGAUUUCUCUCUUGUCAUUGGUAAAAGAUCAGCCAUUUCUGACUCUAGCACAAGGCUAGCGUCUUAGUUUUUAUUUACCCAGAAUGCCAUGCACUGUAGUCAACUUCCUGCUUUGGAACAGUCUCAGGUUUCUUGUAUUCAGAUUGAAACCACACUAAGGUUGACUUCAACCAAACCAAGACCGAGGUUUGUUGGCGCACCAGAGUUCACUUUAGAGUUCGAUUAGCAUUCACACCUCCCAAACAAACCGGACUUUUCUGCGCAGACGGACUGGAGCUGGAUUAGAGCGGACUAAACAAGAUUUCUCUUUUCUCUCCAGCUAAAGAGAAAAGAAAUCCUCCAACUGCUAAAAUUAAGUUUUGGUCCCAAUCAAACCAAGUCUGCCAGACUCUCAGGUGUGAAAACACCCUUAGACUGGGGAAACUGGUAUUUUCCCAGUCUGUAUUUGGGUUAUGGAUUUAAUACAAAAGGGUAAAAUCGGGACAAAAAUCAGCAUAAAAAAGUCUUUGUGUAAACUAGACCUUCUUAUUUGUUGACUCAUUUAGCUUUUUAUCACUGUCUACAAAACUGUAACAUUUAAAUGUUAUUUUUGUCCGUAAAGUUUAAUCAGUCAAACCGCGUCAUUGUAACCUUAUUUACUUGUGUGUUAUGCAGAAUCAGUUCUUUUCGCUCCAUCUCCUGGAGCUUUAGAGGAAGGGCUGGAGGUUUAAAUCAGGAGCUUUAGAGGAAGGGCUGGAGGUUUAGAUCAGGAGCUUUAGAGGAAGGGCUGGAGGUUUAGAUCAGGAGCUUUAGAGGAAGAGCUGGAGGUUUAGAUCAGCAGCUUUAGGGGAAGGGGCCAGAGAACAGGGGAGGGACAUAAAGUCAGGCUGGCAGGAGGAGCGCUGAGUCCAGGGCAGGAGAGCGAAGGCGAAGCUGCUCCCAUCAUGCUGCGGUUCGUAGCGCUGACCUGCGUCCUCUGCCUGGGAGGAAACCUGGUAACGGGACAGAGGGAUGGAGAAAUUAUCAGUCAGAUUAAAAUGACAAACCUCGCUUUGGCCGAGAUUAAAGAGCUGCUGAAGCAACAGGUCAGAGAAAUAGUGUUCCUAAAGAAUACAGUCAUGGAGUGUGAAGCCUGUGGAAUGGGGGGCAUCCAGCCCGUCUCUCCCUGUGAGCCCAACCCCUGCCAUCCCGGUGUGAAGUGCUCAGAGUCCCCUGAGGGCCCGCAGUGUGGAGCCUGUCCUGAUGGCAUGGAGGGCAACGGGACGCGCUGCACGGACGUGGACGAGUGUAAGGUGAUGCCGUGCCACAUGGGGGUCCGCUGCAUCAACACCUCCCCUGGUUUCCGCUGCGGUUCCUGUCCUGCCGGAUACACCGGACCUCAGGUCCAGGGGGUUGGACUCGCUUACGCCACAGCCAACAAACAGGUGUGCAAAGACAUAGAUGAGUGUGAAGGUUCCAGCAAUGGUGGCUGUGUGGAAAACUCUGUCUGUCUGAACACUCCUGGCUCGUUCAGAUGCGGUCCCUGUAAGCCCGGCUAUGUUGGGGACCAACGACUCAGCUGUAAGCCUGAGCGGGCCUGUGGGAACGGCCAGCCCAAUCCCUGCCACGCCAGCGCCGAGUGCAUCGUCCACCGAGAGGGGACAAUCGAAUGUCAGUGCGGAGUGGGACGGGCAGGUAACGGAUACCUGUGUGGAACGGACACAGACAUCGAUGGCUUCCCUGACGAGAAGCUGAGCUGUCCUGAUCUAACCUGUAACAAGGAUAACUGCCUCACCGUGCCAAACUCCGGCCAGGAGGACGCCGACAACGAUGGGAUUGGAGACGCCUGUGAUGACGACGCAGAUGGGGAUGGGAUCCCAAACACACAGGAUAAUUGCAAGCUGGUGCCCAACGUUGAUCAGACAAACAUUGAUGAGGACGACUUUGGAGAUGCGUGCGACAACUGCAGAGCGGUGAAAAACAACGACCAGAAAGACACGGAUCUGGACACACUUGGUGAUGAAUGCGAUGAAGAUAUGGACGGAGACGGAAUCAUAAAUGUCAUGGACAACUGCAAAAGGGUUCCCAAUGUUGACCAGAAAGACAGAGAUGAAGACAAAGUUGGAGACGCCUGCGACAGCUGUCCCUACGUUCCCAACCCAGACCAGAUGGACGCAGACAAUGACUUGAUUGGAGAUCCAUGUGACACCAACAAGGACAGUGAUGGCGACGGACACCAAGACUCCCGGGACAACUGCCCCGCCGUCAUCAACAGCUCUCAGCUGGACACAGACAAAGACGGAAAGGGGGACGAGUGUGAUGACGACGACGAUGAUGAUGGGAUCCCUGACCUGCUGCCGCCUGGUCCUGAUAACUGCCGUCUGGUGCCCAACCCUCUGCAGGAGGACUUGGAUGGUGAUGGUGUCGGUGAUGUGUGUGAGAAGGAUUUUGAUAACGACACCAUCAUCGAUCCCAUUGAUGCCUGUCCUGAAAAUGCAGAAGUCACCCUUACCGACUUCAGGGAGUACCAGACGGUCGUUCUGGACCCGGAAGGAGACGCACAGAUAGACCCCAACUGGGUGGUGCUGAACCAGGGAAGAGAAAUCGUCCAGACUAUGAACAGUGACCCUGGCUUGGCUGUUGGCUACACUGCGUUCAGCGGCGUGGAUUUUGAAGGGACGUUUCAUGUAAACACAGUAACGGACGACGACUACGCCGGGUUUAUCUUCGGCUACCAGGACAGCUCCAGCUUCUACGUGGUGAUGUGGAAGCAGGUGGAGCAGAUCUACUGGCAGGCGAACCCGUUUAGAGCCGUGGCGCAGCAAGGCAUCCAGCUCAAGGCGGUGAAGUCGAGCACAGGGCCGGGUGAGAACCUGAGAAACGCCCUGUGGCACACCGGAGACACCGGAGACCAGGUGAAGCUCCUGUGGAAAGAUCCUCGCAACGUGGGCUGGAAGGACAAAACUUCGUAUCGCUGGUUCCUGCAGCACCGACCCGCUGAUGGCUACAUCAGAGUCCGUUUCUAUGAGGGCCCUCAGAUGGUGGCAGACACCGGCGUCAUCAUAGACGCCACGAUGAGAGGAGGCCGGCUCGGCGUCUUCUGCUUCUCCCAGGAGAACAUCAUCUGGGCCAACCUGCGGUACCGCUGCAACGACACUCUUCCUGGGGACUUUGACACCUACAGGACCCAGCAGGUCCAGCUGGUGGCCUGAGGACUAAUGACAAACAUUUUCAGGAAACAUCAGUGAUAAACAGACAGAACCGGCCUUAUGGGAUGUGUUCGAAUUGUUGAAUCCGAAAAUAAAUCUAUCGUAAAUGAUGCCGUUGGAAAGUCAAUACAUAAAUAAUGACUUAAGUAAUUUAUAAAUGUGGAGAAAGUUGCUGCAUCAUGAAAAUGCAAUUGUAGUUUGAAAUGUAUAUCAGUAAACAUUUAUAUUAAGAUGCAUAAGGCUGAAAAAUUGACAACAACAAAAAAUAUGGUUGCUAGCUACCUAUGUAAAUAUUGAGUUAUAUAGCUGUCUACCUAACUAUGUUGAAGCUUUAACACAGUUAGCAUAGCCAGUGCCUGAGACAGAGUGAUAGCUGUCCAUCUGUUUUACCCACAACACUCGAUUUCCUUCUUUUGUCCUGUAAGUGAUUUGUAUGACAAAUGCUAACACCAACAUACUGCAAGGUGAUAUGAGGAUGUACAAAUAAACAUUUGACACAAUGACAGAAGAGAUUCUGGCUCUUAUU
Poeciliopsis prolifica (blackstripe livebearer) is the source of this 4165-nucleotide messenger RNA. RefSeq names its product cartilage oligomeric matrix protein (gene comp). The transcript is spliced from 19 exons. Gene Ontology annotation, molecular function: calcium ion binding. Gene Ontology annotation, cellular component: extracellular region. The record is from RefSeq and is a predicted model, not a curated record. Bases 1396 to 3642 code for a protein of 748 amino acids. Gene Ontology annotation, biological process: cell adhesion. NCBI's taxonomy places the organism in Eukaryota, Metazoa, Chordata, Actinopteri, Cyprinodontiformes, Poeciliidae.